CCAAUCGACCACCCAUGCCUUAAGGUUUGCCUCCUUCAAAUACGGUUAAUACUACGAGCAACAACAGAUCUUAUUCUCUUCUUGAAUUCUCUCGACGAUACUCGCUCUCUCUGAACAAGAUACAGCAAAACAAAUUCAAAAAUUAUCCUACGGAUCCAUCAAUGAGAAGUUCUUGGAUUUGUUUUACUGAAUCUCGAAACUAACUGAUAUUAGAUUCGUUAGGGUUUUUUGAGAUUGAAGAAUAAUAACUGUAGAUUUGUUAGAAUGGAUGAGGUGAAACAUCAUCACCGGAAAUCAUCAAAGAAAGACAGUUCAGAUAGGAAAGACAAGGAUAGGAAUGGUGUUGAGAAGAAGGAAAGGGAUAGAGGAGAUAGAGAUGGAGAUAGAGAAUUGUCUCGGCAUCAUCAUCAUCACCGGCAUCAUAGUAAGGAGAGGGAAAGUAGUGUGGAUGAAAAACCUAGAGAAAAAAAACAUAGAGAUAGAGAAUCUAAGAACAAGGAUAAGGAGGAGCGAAGAAGUAGUCGAGAAGAGGAACGGAAGAAGGAGAAGGUGAAAGAGAGAGAAAGAGAGAAAGAGAAAGAAAGGGAAAGAGAGAAAGAAAGAGCUGCUGUUGAGAAGGAGAAAGAAAGGGAAAGGGAAAGGGAAAGAGAAAGAGAACGGGCAAAGGAGAAGGAGAAAGAAAGGGAAAGGGAGAAGGAAAGAGAACGGGUCAAGGAGAAGGAGAGGGAAAGAAUUAGGGAGAAGGAGAAGCGAAGUAGGGAGUUAGAGAGAUACGAAAACAAUGACGAUGGGAAGGAACACGAUAGGAAACGAAGAAGAAGAGAAGAUGAUUAUAAAGAAAGAGAGCAAGAACGGGAGCGGGAAAGGAGCAGUAGGCACAGGGAUGAGAAUGAUGAGCGAGAGCGAGAAAGGAGCAGUAGGCACAGGGAUGAGAAUGAUGAAUCAAGAAGCAAAAAGAGAGGGGACAGUGUGGACGUCAAAGAAAAUGAUAGGACAAGAGAAGAGGACUUGGAAGAAGAGCAACGGAAACUUGAUGAAGAGAUGGACAAGCGGAGGAGGAGAGUUCAAGAGUGGCAGGAAUUAAAAAGAAAGAAGGAAGAAUCUGAGAGAGGAAAGCAGGAAGAAGAAGAAAAUGACGAAUCAAAGUCUGGUAAGAAGUGGACCUUAGAAGGAGAAGAGUCUGAUGAUGAAGAAGCUGUUCCACCUUCAAAAUCAGAUAAUGAGAUGGAUGUCGAUGAGACUUUGAAGCCUGUCAGUGGUGGUGAAGACACAAUGGUUAUUGAUUCUAAAGACGAGACAGAAGUCGAAAAUGGUGGUGGUGAAGGUGAAAAUGAGGAAGAUGAUAUUGAUCCCUUGGAUGCAUUUAUGAACUCUAUGGUGCUGCCAGAAGUUGAAAAAUUGAAUAACUUAGAGAAUACAUCUAUUGCAGUUGAUAGUAAUUCUGAACCCCCUAAGAAGCUGAAUCAGAAAGGCGGUCAAGUGAAUGGUGAUCAACAAAGGAAAGGUCGGAAAAAAUCUAUGGGAAGAAUAUUGCAAGGUGAGGAUUCUGAUUCAGAUUAUGAGGAUCAUCUUAGUGAUGGUGCUGCUCCAGAAGACGAAAAUGAUGACGAGUUUAUUAAAAGAGUGAAGAAGACAAAAGUGGAGAAACUUUCACUUGUUGACCAUUCAAAGAUUGAGUAUCCUGAUUUCCGUAAAGAUUUCUAUAUUGAAGUCAAGGAGGUAUCUAGGAUGACACCCGAGGAGGUGAUUGCUUACAGAAAAGAGCUUGAACUCAAGUUACAUGGGAAAGACAUUCCAAAGCCAAUUAAAACUUGGAUCCAAACUGGGUUAACAAGUAGGAUUUUAGAUACUAUAAAGAAGUUUGGUUAUGAAAAGCCUAUGCCAAUCCAAGCUCAAGCGCUGCCAAUAAUUAUGAGUGGUCGGGACUGCAUUGGUGUAGCAAAAACAGGUUCGGGCAAAACCCUAGCUUUUGUUUUACCGAUGUUGAGGCAUAUCAAGGAUCAGGCGCCGGUGGUUCCAGGGGAUGGGCCAAUAGCCCUCAUAAUGGCACCUACAAGAGAACUUGUUCAGCAGAUUCACAGUGAUAUCAGGAGGUUUGCCAAAGUGGCGGGAGUCACCUCUGUUCCUGUAUAUGGAGGCUCUGGGGUUGCGCAGCAAAUAAGUGAACUGAAACGUGGUGCAGAGAUUGUUAUCUGUACCCCAGGCAGGAUGAUUGAUAUUCUUUGUACAAGUAAUGGGAAAAUUACGAAUCUUCGGCGAGUUACAUAUCUAGUUAUGGACGAAGCUGAUCGAAUGUUCGACAUGGGUUUUGAACCUCAAAUUACCCGCAUUGUCCAAAAUACUCGACCUGACCGCCAGACUGUUCUUUUUUCUGCUACUUUCCCUCGCCAGGUUGAGAUUUUGGCACGUAAAGUCUUGACUAAGCCUGUUGAAAUACAAAUUGGAGGUAGGAGUGUUGUGAACAAGGAUAUAAGCCAAUUGGUUGAGGUGAGACCGGAGAAUGAGAGGUUUUUCAGGUUAUUGGAGCUACUUGGAGAAUGGUAUGAAAAGGGUAAGAUAUUGAUUUUUGUCCACUCUCAGGAAAAAUGCGAUUCUCUGUUCAAGGAUAUGCUUAAACACGGUUAUCCUUGCCUUUCCCUUCAUGGAGCGAAGGAUCAGACAGAUCGUGAGUCUACUAUUUCAGAUUUCAAGAGCAAUGUAUGUAGUGUAUUGAUUGCCACUAGCAUUGCUGCCAGGGGUUUAGAUGUAAAAGAACUAGAAUUGGUCAUCAACUAUGAUGUACCCAAUCAUUAUGAAGAUUAUGUUCAUCGUGUUGGUAGGACUGGUCGAGCAGGGCGAAAAGGAUGUGCAAUCACAUUCAUCUCAGAGGACGAUGCUAGAUAUGCACCAGAUCUUGUGAAGGCUUUGCAGUUGUCUGAGCAAGUUGUCCCUGACGAUCUUAAGGCUCUGGCUGAUGGGUUCAUGGCUAAAGUAAAUCAGGGGCUUGAGCAGGCCCAUGGGACUGGUUAUGGUGGAAGUGGUUUUAAGUUUAAUGAAGAGGAAGAUGAAGUGACAAAAGCUGCAAAGAAAGCCCAGGCAAGGGGAUAUGGAUAUGAGGAAGAAAAAUCGGACUCCGAUUCGGAGGAUGAUGGGAUUCGCAAGGCAGGAGGAAAUGAUCUCUCGCUCCAGGCUGCUGCUGCUCAUGCGGCUGCCAUAGCUGCAGCAUCCAAGGCAAGUGUGGCUGCUGUGCCUCCGGCCGUCCAAUAUCUUCCAAAUGGAGGGGUGGUCAUGCCCGGUGUUAUAGUCCCAGGCGGUCCUUCUCUAACUGGAGUUUUGCCCACUGCGGCAAAUCCUCUAGUCGAGGGGGCAGCUCGUGCAACAGCAAUAGCAGCAGCUAUGAAUUUGCAACGUAAUCUUGAGAAGAUUACAAGUGAUGCCAUUCCUGAACACUACCAAGCAGAAUUUGAAAUUAAUGAUUUCCCCCAGAAUGCCCGGUGGAAGGUAACCCACAAGGAAACUUUGGGUCCAAUCUCAGAAUGGACUGGAGCUGCCAUUACUACUAGGGGGCAGUUUUAUCCCCCUGGAAAGGUUCUUGGACAAGGAGAGCGCAAGCUCUACCUUUUCAUCGAGGGACCAACAGAAUCAUCUGUCAAGAAGGCCAAAGCUGAAGUGAAACGUGUUCUCGAGGACAUCACACGACAGGCAACAUCACUUCCCGGUGCUUCUCAACCUGGCAAGUACUCUGUUCUGUAGAGAACCUUUUACCAAAAACCACUACAAGACUGAACUUUAUAUGCCUUUCUCUGUGUCCUGGUUCCAUUUUCUUAAACUGCGACUUUGUUAGCUUAAAGAAUUGUAGUGAUAGCUGUAAUAGUGAUGUUUAUAUUCUGUCUAGAGAAUUUUGCAGUUGCAGAUUCUGAGAGUAGUCUAUUUUUAGGGAGUGCAACUUUGUGCACCCUGGUGAACUCCCCUUUUUAGUGGGGUUUUAUUGUAGACGGAAACAGGGAAUUUCAUUUCCAUAUUAAAUUACCAUUUCUCUCUUCCAGUAUUCUGAUUCCUCUUUAUUCUUCUCUUCAACUUCUCUCUAAGUCAUGCAAAAAACCCUCCUUUCCCCCUUUUUUUUCCUCUUCCUAUCUGAUCAUUUUUAACCAUUUUCAUUUAAUUAGCCAUUUUCCUCUUUACUCUCCUAAUAAAUAUUAGGCAGAGUAAAUUCAAGCACCGGACCUUUUUCUGGCAUAGUGAGUUCUCACCUCGCGAUUGCAUGUUGUAAUUUUGAUAUAAAAUAAUGUAAAACUGUAAAUUAUCUUCUGCUUGUAAAUUUGGCUUGUAAAGUUGUAGAUUCUGUACAAGGAACAUGUAAGCCUUAUAAUCCAACAAGGAUAUUUCCUUUGAUCA
Papaver somniferum (opium poppy) is the source of this 4374-nucleotide messenger RNA. Its product is annotated as DEAD-box ATP-dependent RNA helicase 42-like. Bases 265 to 3732 code for a protein of 1155 amino acids. Gene Ontology annotation, cellular component: nucleus. The transcript is spliced from 2 exons. Gene Ontology annotation, molecular function: ATP binding; RNA helicase activity; nucleic acid binding. Gene Ontology annotation, biological process: mRNA splicing, via spliceosome. NCBI's taxonomy places the organism in Eukaryota, Viridiplantae, Streptophyta, Magnoliopsida, Ranunculales, Papaveraceae. The record is from RefSeq and is a predicted model, not a curated record.